This is a messenger RNA of Mercenaria mercenaria, 4870 nucleotides long. Its product is annotated as serine/threonine-protein kinase/endoribonuclease IRE2-like. The transcript has 2 exons. The record is from RefSeq and is a predicted model, not a curated record. Gene Ontology annotation, molecular function: ATP binding; RNA endonuclease activity; protein serine/threonine kinase activity. NCBI's taxonomy places the organism in Eukaryota, Metazoa, Mollusca, Bivalvia, Venerida, Veneridae. Bases 265 to 1728 code for a protein of 487 amino acids. Gene Ontology annotation, cellular component: IRE1-TRAF2-ASK1 complex. Gene Ontology annotation, biological process: IRE1-mediated unfolded protein response; protein phosphorylation; mRNA processing.
UCUGAUAUAUCCUGGUAACACACUCUCACACAUACUAUAACUAUUACUUGCAUACUGACACGCGUCUGCUCCCCGUUGUAAUUGUUUGGAGUUGUUUUUAUUUUUAUAGAUACUGAACGCGUUAUUCUUGGCAUAGAAUGGAACAUAUAUGGGAUGAAGAUUUUGUAUAGCCUGCGUGCCAGUAGAAGUGUUGAAGCAGUUUGGACUAGCAAUAAAUUCUUUUCUUCUUGGAGCUGCAAUUAUAACUGAACCUCUUGUAUAAUUAUGGUCGACGUGCCGUUAGAACUGUUGAGGCCAUUUGGUUUUGCAUUUCUUCUUGGUGCUGCAAUCAUAACAGUAGGUGUUUUAAUUUACCGGAGUAGGACGUCAGCAUCUACAGAAAAUUCAUACCAAAGAACAGACAGCUCCAAUUCACGAGGCAACACUACUUUCUACAACGCUAAUAAAAUAACUUAUGAUAACAGACACCAAAUUCGUUUGUGUAAUACAAACUGUUGUCUUUACAAAGGAAAAUUUGCAGGACACACAGAAGUAGCAGUUAAGAGGAUACUAAUUCCUACAAACGAUAAAUCAAAAAUAACAUUAGACCUUGAAAGUCUUGAAGAGAGAUUGAGACGUGUUGUAACUAUAAACCACAACCUUUUGGUAGAAAGUUCUGAACCUAAUAUUGUCAGGUUUUUCUGCAACGAGUUUGAAAAGGAGGGAGAGAAAUUAUACUUGUUGUUAGCAUUAGAAUUAUGUGACUGUAAUCUUGAAGAAUUUAUUCUGUCACGACGGGGCUACCCACCGAUAGCAAACAACAACAUUAUCUUGCAGCUCUUAAAUGGACUUCAUUAUCUUCAUUCCCGACAGAUUGUUCACCGUGAUCUUAAACCAACUAAUGUUCUGAUGAAACAAAAACUAAGUGGUGAACUCAUUUUCAAAUUAUCGGACUUUGGUUUGUCUAAACUGAACACUUCCACAAAUAACGGGGUACCUUCAGAACAGUCUUACCUAAGUGAUGAGUACGGCACUGUUGGUUGGAUUCCUCCAGAAAUAUUUGCCCUGCGCGAACAGUCAGUGUCCAAUCCAGACAGGAGCUACUGGAAAAGGAGUGACAUCUUCCCUUUGGGACUAAUCUUCUACCAUAUUGCAACUGACGGUCGCUAUGUUUUCAUUAAUCAAGGUGAUAUCCAGAGUGGUAAAGCUGAUUUUACGUACAUUUCUGGAAACGAUCCUAUGUUGCGACUCUUGCGACACAUGCUUGCUCCUAGACCUGAAGACAGACCAUUCACUGACGGCAUAAUGAAGCACCCAGCUCUUUGGAGCACUGAGAAAACGCUGGAUUUCUUUGACAAUACAAGCAACCUACUAAUGGACAGAACAGUAUCAUUAACCUGUUCAAUAGAACAAAAUGCUGUCAAUAUUCUACGAGGCGACUGGCGGGUUCAUUUGACACCAGCAGUAGAAAACUCUUUAUUCCCGCAUAUUAGCACUUACAAUCGCCGCGGCAGAAAUCAGAAUCAACCAAGUUAUGAUAAGACAUCUGUACAGUCUUUACUGCGCGCAAUACGGAAUAAUAAAGGUCAUUUCUAUCAGUUGUCACCAGCCAUUCAGGCAGAGUUUGGGAAGGUUCCAGAUGGUUAUUUGAGUUACUGGACCAGCAAGUUCCCGGAGCUUCUCAUGCAUACAUACUACGCAAUGAAGGUUUAUUCUUCACAAUCAUGCAUGAGCAGAUUUUACGCCUGAGCAUUCUUCAUCACCAUCACAGCAGUUCAUAUUGUAUUUCAAAAUAAGAGCUGUGCGUGAGACAGCCAAUGCUCAGCUGUUUAAAUUGUUGUCCCAGAAGCAGGGAUAGUACCCUAAAACUUAAAAUAUCUAUAAGAAUUUCAAUCCAGUAUCUGCAUUAGUUUUGGAGAUAGUCACGUGCAUAAAAAACUUUAACUAGAAGUUUUUAAGUUCAAAAGGGGACAUGCUAAUUUUGCAUAAUACAUGUCAGAGUUAUGGACUUGAUGCUAUCACCUAGUUUCAUAACCCCAAAGAAGUUUCAAUUCAGUAUCUGCAUUACUUUUGGUUAAAGCUUUGCAUGCGAAUUACUAAGUCCAAAAGGGGGCAUAAUUUGGACAAAAUACAUAUCAGUAUUAUGGGACUUGACCCAGUGAGGUUGGUAAUUGACCUAGAAAAAGAAAAAAAUAAGUUUUAAAGCUAUAUUCCUUUAAAUGAUAGCUAUAUUUAUUUGCAUGCAAAACUUAAACCAAGGUGUGACACUGACGUCAGGGUGAUUAGAAUAGCUCGGACUAUUCUUUGAAUAGUUAAGCUAAAAGCUAGGAAAAAGAAUAUUGUAAAUUUCUACACUUCCUAAAUCUAAAUUGUACUUAGUUACAAUUAUAUUGUUCUCUACUUUUCUGUUUGAAUGUGUGUAAUUUGUAUUCUGUCAAAACACAUUUUAUAUUUUUUUCUUCCAGUUUGUACUGUAAGCAUAAUUGUCUAUGCAGUAUCAACAUUUUUUUAUGUAAUUUGUUGAACAUUAUGUGUUCUUAAGGAGGUAGGUUACCUUAAUAUUUGUAUGUGCGCAUCUCCAACCGGAAGCUAACGUGACGAUUUACGACGACGUUUACGACAAACUAAAUGUGUUUGUAUAUCCAUUCUUCUGAAAACAAAUCAUGAACCUGUCUCCGAUCUGAUACUUUAUGGUUUAAUAAUGCAGAAAUAAUGAAUAAAUUGCCGCAGAAACGCUUCAAAACAAUGUUGCCUUAAAAUGACGUCAUGACGUUACAUGUCAGUUACCGCGCAAAAUUAAAAGCUUUUAUUUUGAAGGUACGUAAUUCUGUGCAUUUUCUUUAUUUGAACUAUUUUCAAACAGCCGUGAUUUACUGAAAUAUUUUUAAUGAGUCUUUUGCUCUGAAUAAUAAUCAAUAUUUUGCUUCUUUUAUGUAGUUAUAUUGAAAUGGAUGAUGGUAACCAAAUGUUAUUUGGAAUAUAGUUUGGUGAAAGGUUACUUGUUACGGCCAUUUUCAAAUAAAAAAACUUGCAGUUUGAUUUGUAAUACAUUUUUCAGUUUUCGUUGAUAAUUUGUUACUUAUAUACUAAAAUUAAGCUCUAAAAUUGCAUGUUCAUAUUUCAGUAGAAAAUUGUGGUUUCUUGAAUUGAAUUGAUGUUACCAUGGAAACGAAGCCCGUGACCUAUAUAUCUAAAGGUAAAGUUCAAAAGCGUUGACACUGGUCUAUUUAAGGAACACAUUUUCGGCUUUUUAUUUUCAUUUCAACAAUAUUCAUGAGAAUAAUAGCAGCAUGCUGAACGAUUUUUCCAUGAAAAAUGCAAGACGAAGGGUACUGCUGUACAUAUUUUAAGCUGAGAAAUUUGUUUGAAUAAAUGCAAAUAACAUGAAAAUAUAACUUAAGGAGGUAGGUUACCUUGAUAGCAGAGCUACCGGCGCCGCGAAGCGGCGCCGACAGCGUCGCAUUACGGUUAGACGUAUAAACAAGAAAACGAAUAGAGAGAUUUAACUGAGUAUACUAUCGAGUUGAAAAUUCGUGGUACUUUUUGGAAUCGGUGUUGUUCGGAUUUUUUCAUGUGCACUAUGCACAUAGUAAUUAAUCGGUAAAGACGUCAGUAGACGCUUACUGUUUACGGUUGACAAAAGCGUCUCGCUUACUGCUUUGAAUAUUGAAUAAAAAUGUAAAUGCGCAUUUGAUAAUAAAAAAUUAGUGCUAAAUACAUUUUCUACGAAGAAAAAAGAAAUAAAAUACAAUAUUUUCAUGUUGAAACGACUUUUGUCACACUGCCAUUACUUGACUUUAUUAUAUAUACUUAUGUUUGUCAUAAUGACGUCAUAUGUCCACAGUGGUGUAGUGGUUAGCGAAUUCGCGUUGUAAACCAGAGGUCGUGAGUUCGAACCUCACCUGUACCAGAUUUUUUUAUUCCUUUUUUAUUUCAAUUUUUUUAUGUAUUAUUACGUCAUUGUGAAAUUCAGCAAGUGUUUACUUUUGAUGUCAGGUUCCAAUGUAGUGCCUGUGCAGUAGUCAGUAGACAUAACUUUUAAAAAAAAGCUUUAGGAUCAAAAUAUACAGGCAUUGAAUUUCGGCAAACACUGUUUUUCUCUAGGUAAAAUUCUGAUCAUUAAUUUUUAAAAAAUGCUAGUCUUUUGGGUUUAAAACAAGCUUUGUAUAGUCAUGUAAAUGAUUGUAAAUUUCCCAUACCAGGCGUCUAUUAUAGCAGUGUUUUUGACUGAAAGCUGGACACAAUCAUACUUCCUUUCAGAAAGAACCAAAAUUUGACAAUAAUGACAUUUAAAAGAAUUACAAAAGUCAUUUCCAGGAUUACGUAAAUUCUAAUUUCUAUUAACUUUAGGCUAUUGUCCUAAUGAGAUUCUGUUAGGUUUGAAACUUUUCAAUUUGAAGGAGUUAUUAUUGGUGACUGGUUUCCAGUAGGCCUAUGAUAAUAAUUUAUGUAAAAUUGUUGAUGCAGUACGUUUUAAAACAGAAAUUAUUCAAAUACGUUUUUUCUUUUGGUGCAGAUGUUAAUCUAUAUCAACUUUCUUUUAAUCAUAUACAGAAUAUCUUUCGAGUAUUUCACAUGUCAAGAAUUAAAUUUGAUGCAGCCUUAAACAUACAUUCAGAAAUCAUGAAUUAUCAUUAAUCAAUACUUAUAAUUUUAAUAGAUCUAAUUUAAAUAGAACAUAAACUUCCUAAACGAAUCCAUAAUUCCAGACAUUUCCACUCCUUUAAUUUUUAAGGGGCACUUGUGAUUUUUCAAGGGAGCUCUGCCUUUAGGUAGCACCUAAUAAGUGCUCAUGUCCAACCGGAAGCUAACGUGACGAUUUACGACGACGUUUACGACAAACUAAAUGUGUUUGUAUAUCCAUUCAUCUGGAAAUAAAUCUUGAACCUGA